AGGGUAUCUAUAUAUUUAUCACUACUAUCACACUUAUUAUCUACAUAUAUGAUUGAGAUAAGACAUAGUUUUGUAUGUCUUUUUUGUCUGUUAUCAACAAAUACAUGUUUCAAUGAUAUACUAAAUCAAAUCUGCAGGUCAAAGAGCACAUAGUUCAUUUCUUCUUAUACACUUAUAAGUGAAAUAACUGUGUUCAUUUCUUCUUAUACACUUAUAAGUUAAAUGACUGUGUCACAAGGAAAGACGAAAUGAAUAUAUUAAUUAAAGCAUGCAAAAUUUAUAAUAAAUUAAGUAUUCGUUAUUAUGGUGGAAAAGUUGGUAUAAUAGGAGUACCAUUCGAUAAAGGGCAGGAAAAAGAAGGCGUAGCCCAUGGACCAAAUGCAAUUAGAGCCGCAAAUUUAAUAUAUGAAUUAAAAACAUUAGAGUUGGAUGUACAAGACUAUGGUGAUAUAUUAUAUGAUACAAAUAAUAUAAGUGAUGUAAAUAAUAUGUCACAUUUGGGUUGCAUAGCAAGUUGUACAAGUCGUUUAUCUGAACAAGUCCGACAAGUAUUACGAGAUGGUAGGCAAGCACUAACAAUCGGUGGUGAUCACAGUUUGAGUAUUGGCACUAUCGAUGGACAUGUGAAGGAAAAACAGGAUAUAGGAGUGUUAUGGGUAGAUGCUCAUGCAGAUUUAAAUACUAACAAAACGAGUGAGAGUGGUAAUGUACAUGGAAUGCCUGUAGCAUUGUUAACUUCUGAAUUAGCUGAUUAUUGGCCAUAUUUACCAAACAUGGAUUGGCAAAUGCCAAUGUUGUCCAUCAGAAAUGUAGCUUAUAUUGGUUUGAGAUCGGUGGACCGCUAUGAAAGAUUAGUAAUUGAAAAAUUUGGUAUUACUGCUUUUGGCAUGGAAGAUAUAGAACGUUAUGGUAUUCACGAUGUAAUACAUAUGGCACUAAAUAAGAUAGAUCCUCAUAACUCAAGAUCUUUACAUGUUAGUUUUGAUAUAGAUGCAUUAGAUCCUCUCGAAGCACCUAGUACUGGAACUCCAGUCCGUGGAGGAUUGUCUCUCAGAGAAGCAAUCAAUCUUAUGGAAGAAAUAUACAGAACGCGCCGAUUGAGUGCUAUAGACUUAGUAGAAGUUAAUCCACAAAUUGGCAGUGCACAAGAUGUAAAGAUUACUAUAGAAGCAGCCAUACAUAUUAUUCAAGCAGCUUUAGGAUAUACCAGACGUGGUUUGAGAGUGCCUAAGGGUGUAACUGAUAUACCACUACAAACAUCUUAAUGAUAUAUAUCUUGCUUCCAUUUCAUAAUUCUUAUGUGACUUUAUAUUUUAAUUCAAUUGUUCUCAAAAAAAUUACUUAAUAUAAUA
This is a messenger RNA of Camponotus floridanus (Florida carpenter ant), 1352 nucleotides long. RefSeq names its product arginase-1 (gene arg). The transcript has 7 exons. The coding region runs from base 249 to 1265 and encodes 338 amino acids. Gene Ontology annotation, molecular function: arginase activity; manganese ion binding. NCBI's taxonomy places the organism in Eukaryota, Metazoa, Arthropoda, Insecta, Hymenoptera, Formicidae. The record is from RefSeq and is a predicted model, not a curated record. Gene Ontology annotation, cellular component: cytoplasm; cytosol; nucleus.